AUGAUCGAUAGGAACACCAAGGAGAUCCGUCAAGACGAAGACAAGACAGUGUACACGAGCCUCGAGGAGAUCGGCGAUGACUUGCCCGACCACUCCCCGCGCUUCAUCCUGCUGAGCUACCCAUUGACAUUGCCGUCCGGGCGCAUGUCUGUCCCUUACGUCAUGCUCUACUACCUCCCCAUCACCUGCAACAGCGAGCUCCGCAUGCUCUACGCCGGCGCGAAGGAGCUGAUGAGGAACACGAGUGAGGUUGGCAAGGUGAUUGAUCUCGAAUCAACAGACGACUUGGAAGAGAUACCCCAGAAGCUAGGCGCGGAGUAA
Messenger RNA from Thyridium curvatum, 321 nucleotides. RefSeq lists its product as uncharacterized. NCBI's taxonomy places the organism in Eukaryota, Fungi, Ascomycota, Sordariomycetes, Thyridiales, Thyridiaceae. The record is from RefSeq and is a predicted model, not a curated record. The transcript is spliced from 2 exons. Gene Ontology annotation, biological process: actin filament debranching; negative regulation of Arp2/3 complex-mediated actin nucleation. The coding region runs from base 1 to 321 and encodes 106 amino acids. Gene Ontology annotation, cellular component: actin cortical patch. Gene Ontology annotation, molecular function: actin binding; Arp2/3 complex binding.